Messenger RNA from Solanum dulcamara, 1859 nucleotides. Its product is annotated as autophagy-related protein 18a-like. The record is from RefSeq and is a predicted model, not a curated record. Bases 310 to 1578 code for a protein of 422 amino acids. Gene Ontology annotation, cellular component: phagophore assembly site membrane; extrinsic component of membrane; cytosol. Gene Ontology annotation, molecular function: phosphatidylinositol-3,5-bisphosphate binding; phosphatidylinositol-3-phosphate binding; protein binding. Gene Ontology annotation, biological process: protein lipidation; autophagy of mitochondrion; protein localization to phagophore assembly site. The transcript has 6 exons. NCBI's taxonomy places the organism in Eukaryota, Viridiplantae, Streptophyta, Magnoliopsida, Solanales, Solanaceae.
UCUACUCUAAAUACAACUGAAAAAAAAUAAAAUUCUCUCUUCCCUGCAAAGCAAAACCCCAAAUCCCUAUUUAUAUUAAGUCCUCCAUUAAUAUCUCUAUCUCUGAAAUUUUCUGUCUUCAAUUUCAGGGGAGCUAAUUCAUAUAUGUUGAAGAAAGAAUAAAGAAGGACAACACACCCUGCAUCACUCACUUUUGUAGAUGGAAUUGAUGACCGUCUAUGUGGUGUGAGUAUCAGAUAGAAAACAUUAUCCAUUUAGCUUUAAACUUAAGCUUUAUACAGCUCUAAGUUUUCUUCCUAAUCCCUGUCCAUGGCCACUGUUUCCCCUCUCCCCUCACCAUUUCAGCACCCAAAUACUAGUUCAAAGUUUUCAUCACCAAUGCUUCAACCUUACGUAGAGCAACUAGAAGAUCAAGACAAGCAACAGCUUCAGCCACAACAAGCUGCUGUUGGACAGGUAAAUAAUGAUCCUAAGCAGAGUCACCUUAAUCCAUGCCCUAACCAUGUCUUCAUUGAUAAAGCAAUCUCAACUCUAUACCGUGUUUCCUUCAAUCAAAAUGGUAGCUGUUUCGCCAUUGGCACUGAUUGCGGCAUUAGAGUCUAUAGCUGUGACCCUUUCUGUGAGAUGUUUCGACGAUACUUUGAUAAUGGAGGUGGUAUUGGAAUUGUUGAGAUGCUCUUCAGAAGUAAUAUACUAGUCUUCGUGGGAAAUGGAGAUAAUCCACAAUAUCCUCGAAACAAGGUCAUAAUUUGGGAUGACCAUCAAAGCCGCUGCAUUGGAGAGCUCCGUUUCAGGUCGGCUGUGCGUGGUGUGCGGCUUCGACGGGACUGCAUCGUAGUUAUACUUGAGCAGAAGAUAUUUAUAUAUAAUUUUGCUGAUGUGAAGCUCGUCCACCAGAUUGAGACAAUUUCAAAUCCAAAAGGACUCUGUGAAAUUUCACAACUGGCUGUAUCACCUGUGCUGGUGUGCCCUGGGUUGCAAAAUGGUCAAGUUCGGGUUGAGCAUUUCACAUCAAAAAGGACUAAGUUUAUCUUUGCACAUGAUUCUAGGAUUGCAGCUUUUGCUCUUAGUCAUGAGGGGCAUGUGCUGGCAACAGCAAGUAUCAAGGGUACUCUUAUCCGGAUUUUCAGCACACAGGAUGGUACAUUGUUACAGGAGGUAAGGAGAGGUGCUGAUAGAGCAGAAAUUCACAGUGUUUCAUUUGAUCCAACUGCUCAGUGGCUAGCAGUCUCUAGUGACAAAGGCACAGUUCAUGUUUUUAGGCUCAAGGUCAAUCUGGGGAAUCAGGAUAAGACAAGAACUACUCCUAAUUUCCGUGUUACUUUGGCUGCAUCGAGUUCACCACUUUCCUUCAUCAAAGGAGUACUUCCAAAGUAUUUUAGCUCAGAAUGGUCUGUGGCUCAAUUCAAAUUGCCCGGAGAUUCUGAGUACAUUGUUACUUUUGGUCAUGAAAAGAAUACAUUGUUAAUUCUUGGCUUGGAAGGAAGCUUUAUUAGAUGCAAGUUCGACCCAGCCUCUGGCAAAGAGAUGACUCAGUUGGAAAUUCACAACUUUCUGAAGUCCAAAAAGGCCUCGUGAUGGAACCUUUGGAUCGGCUUUCCUGUCUAUGCAAGGAAGUAUUUGCUUCCCUUAGUUGCACCUGCUUUCCUAGUCGUGGUAUACGUUGUUGUAAGUAUCGUGUAUAUAUAUAUAUAUAUAUAUAUACUUGACACGGUAAAUCGGUAGCCAUAACCAAUAACUUUGAACAAGUUGAUGUAAAGAACGUCGACUUAUUAGUAUUCUAACAAAACUAUAAGAUUGAGUUUAGAACCACAACUGUUACUAGUAAAAUAUAUGCUUUUAAUAAUUCUUUGUUGCUC